AUGGCAGGCGGACAACCAGGAGGCAACUCUCGCGGCCGUGGCGGCAAGUUCAGAAAGUUCACUCGUGGAGGUGGCAAGCACUUCUCCCGUGAUCUCAGACCCCUCGACGCCGAUGGCAACGAAAUCAACAUGUGGGCCGCCGGCUCCAAGAAGAAGGACGAGGAAAGCUCCGAAGAAGACUCUGAGGAGGACUCUGAGGAGGAGUCCGACUCUGACGAGGGCGGCGCCGCUCAGGCCGAGUUGUCUCGUGCCGACAGAAAGGCGGCCGCAAAGGCUCGCAAGGACGCCGCCAUAGCCAAGAAGAAGGCCCAGGCCGUCGAGGAGGAGAGCAGCGACGACGACAUGCCCGCCAACCCCAACCACUCCAAGGCCUCUCGCAACCAGACCAAGGCGCCUGCCCCCAGCGCCGACGUCGACGAGGCCGCCGAGGGCGUCAAGAAGCUGACUGUGGCCAACAACCGCAAGGAGCGCGAGAGCAUGGAGGCCGCGCAGGCCAAGGAGAGAUACCGCAAGCUGCAUGAGGCCGGCAAGACGGACGAGGCCAAGGCCGACUUGGCGCGGUUGAGACUCAUUCGUGAGCAGAGAGCGGCUGAUGCUGCCCGGAGAGAUGCCGAGAGAGAAGAGCGCGAGGCCCAAGAGGCUGCGAAGAAGAAGGAGAUUGAGGCAAAGGAGGCCAAGAAGCGUGAGGCCGCCCUCGGCCCUUCAGCAAAGAAGGGCAAGAAGUCUAGCAAAUAA
Messenger RNA from Colletotrichum acutatum, 735 nucleotides. RefSeq names its product casein kinase substrate phosphoprotein PP28-domain-containing protein. The record is from RefSeq and is a predicted model, not a curated record. Lineage: Eukaryota; Fungi; Ascomycota; Sordariomycetes; Glomerellales; Glomerellaceae. The transcript has 4 exons. Bases 1 to 735 code for a protein of 244 amino acids. Gene Ontology annotation, cellular component: cytosol. Gene Ontology annotation, molecular function: RNA binding.